This is a messenger RNA of Cuscuta europaea, 6179 nucleotides long. The record is from the annotation of a GenBank genome assembly. Lineage: Eukaryota; Viridiplantae; Streptophyta; Magnoliopsida; Solanales; Convolvulaceae.
GUCUUUAACCUCUUAGAUAAAUAGUGUAUAACAACUUUCUAUGAUGGAUGAAGUUUGAGGUUUGCAAGGUGAGCAGUUGGCUUGGAAGUUGGCUAGAAAGCAGGGAACUACUGAGGCAACUGCUAGCUAAAUACUUAGUGUAUGAUGAAAGUGCACUCAGAAUCUUUCUUAGAGUGAGAAGAGCUUUCUGAUGAUGUAACAAGAUAGAUUGAUAAUCAACCUUAAUGAGAGCAGUGGUCUCGGCAGUUGGGUAGAAACCAGAUAACUGCUGAGGCACCUUCUUAGGUAAAAGUGAAGGUAUGGGAAGAUUGAUUAUGUAGUGUUGCUUAGGGUGAUGAGGGCUUUCUGAAGAUUUGCUUUUGUGUAAGUGAGUGGGAGUCUUACUGGAGCAGUGGUCUCGACAGUUGGGUGAUAGUGAGGGAACUGGUGAGGCUCCUGCUGUGAUUCAGUUUAAGUUUCAGAAACUAAUUUUGAACAGACUCCUUGUUUGGAAUGUUGUGAAGGUCUGGAGGAGUUUGAGUGAUUUCAAGGGAGUACUUUUAUAUGAGCAGUGGGCUCAGCAGUUGGGUAGUCACCAGGGGACUGCUGAGGCAAAUGCUACCCUUAAGAUUAGUGAAUCAGAAUUCUAAUAGGACACACUUGUAGUAGAAAUGUUUACAAGGUUUUUGUGAAAAACUUGUCUCAAAGAAAGCAAGUAAUUAAGCAGUAGGAUAAGCAGUAGGGUCAAUUAAGACUACUGCUUAGGAUGUUGCUGGCAAACUCCAAUCUUUUUGUGAGAAGUGUUGAGUGUGUGCUUUGUUGAAUGAAAGUUAAUCAACACACAGUAUAUUCUGGUUCAGAGGUGGUGUAAUCCUCCUACGUCCAGUCCCACCCUAUUUCAGAUGGAUUUCACUAAAGUAUUUAACCCAAUACACUUAGUGUCAAUAUAGCCUUUACAACACUUAGGCCUAGAUUGAAGGCUUUUCACAAUGAGUAUAACACCACUCAAAGUUACUCAGUCCUUAGACUUUUCUCAAAUGAUCCGGUGGGGAUCAAAGGUACUCUAUCUAUCUCACCACACUGUAGGAUCUGUACAACUGUUCUCCUAAGUGUUUACAACAAUUUGUGAUUUGAUUACAAGAAAGUUCUAACCUCCAUCUAGGAACUAACUUCUCAAAUUUAGCAAUGAACACUUGUGACUAAGAAGUUUAGUGAAGCAAGAGUCUAAGCAGAGAGUAAGGUAUAGAUUCACACUUUCUCUUUUGCUAGAUAUCUCGUGAAUGCUCAAAGAAAUAUUGCUCUACUUAGAAUGCUCAAGCUUGGUUAGAAACUUUCGUUUCAGCCUAUAUUUAUAGGCUUCUCCUGUGAAUUAAUCUCAUCCGUUGGUUAGGAUGAAUUAAUCUCUGACGUUGAAAAAUUGGCAAGGACGAAUUGUACGUUUAUCUUCUUGUGCUGGAGCAUUUAUUGAGACGAUUUCUUUGUCUUGAGUAUCUCAGCCGCUGAAGCAUCUCUUUAGAAAAUAUUCCCAUGUGUGCGUCCUAUGCUCCGGUCCCAUGUACAAAUGUAGUAUUAAUUGCCGGUCUAUUUUUGUCUUCAAUCAUUUACAUUCAAUAUAUUUGAUUUUCCGAGCUUCUUUUCUUUAAAAUGUGACAUACAAUUAAUCUUUGAGCUAAAAUAAUAUAUACCGGUAGGAUCUAAAUAUCCUAUUAAGGUAAAUAAAAAUUACCUUAUUGCAUUUUAACUUUUCCGGUAAUAUUUAAUUCGACUCAAAAAUUGUACAUUUUAUUUUGUCACAUAAUUUUGAAUGCUAACACACGAACAAUAUUGAGACAUAAUGUACACGUGCUAAGUAUUGUGGCAUCAUCAAAAUCUAUCAAAAUUGGGUACUAACACAUUAUUUAGCGCAACCGUAUCGGGCCGCAAUGGAGGUGAAAUUUCAAAUCGCAACGGGGCCAUAUCAGAUCGUAUCAGGACAUCAACACUAAUUAUUUUCGUAUUUCGUUUGAAUGUAAAAUUUAAAUUACACCGCAUCGGACGCAAUACGCAUCGCAACGGCCACAAUAACCGCAACCGCAGUUAUCACAAUCACAACGUUGUCACAAUAAAAAACCUUGCUUUAGCCUAAAGAGUAAAUAUAUAAUAUAUAUGAUGAUUGAUAAUUUUAUAUAUCGUCAUUAUUGUUUGUGGUUGGAUCAAAGUAAAAGGGCAUUAUAUUGAACUUUGGAACCUAUGAAUAAUUCACAAUAUCUACUACGUAAUUUUUUUCAUUUUAACUCAUACUUCGUAUCAAAUUGAUAAACGCCAAUGUUGUUCUCAUAAGAUGGAUGGCUUUUAUGCCUUUUCAAUUUUUCAGCAUAAGAACUUUUAUGUUUUUCUUUUGGAGGGUUUUGACCUCAAUAUUACUAAACACCAGAUAAAUGAUAAAAAAAAUUGAUCAUUUUUUUAAAGUUCCAAAAAUGUGAAUAUAUGUUUUAAACUUACUAAAUUACCCCUAAUAUUGAGUGACUUUAUGUUAUAGUUACAAGAUCAGUCACAGUGACACCCGCCAUAGUGACAUACGCUGCUAUGACCACUCAUCGCCGCCGCCGGUGACUACCACCGAUGACCGCCGCCUGUGACCACCACCGCCAUCGGUGAUCGCCGUCGCUGACCACAGUGACACCUCCAAAGUGACUCUGAUCAUAGUUACUCCGACCACAGCUACUUCGGCUACAGUCAGUGAUGGAUUUAAGGGGGGCGCGGGGGUGCGACCGCCCCCCUUGGACUUUCAAAAUUUUCUACUAUAUAUGUAAUGUUUUUGUAAAAUUUUGAUACUUAAUUAGAUUCGCCCCCCUUAACUUUUUUUUGAACAUUGUCCCCCUUAACUUUUAGUUUUUAAAAUUAAUAUAUAAUCUUACAUAAUGUACUCCGUAAUACUUAAUUGGAGAUUUAAAAGAAGGAACAUCUAAAAUCAUUUACAUAACUUAAAUAAACAAUAGAACAACUCAUUAUUUAAGAUUUAGGAUACUUAUUAUAUAAAAAUUACUAGUUUUGUAAUGUUUAAUUAUCUUUAUUAGAUAACCAGUAAACAAUAUAAUUUUGAAAAAUAUAUAUCAAAUGAUAUUAAAUACCAGACACUCUAGCUACAAAGUUUUUAGAUCAUGUGAAGUGAAUCAAAAUUAUAAAUGUUUAUUGAUGUUGGUCCAAAAUAGGGCGCUCGUAGGUUUUUAGGAAAACUACGUACGACACUCAAGCGGGAAUCAAGAAAGUAAUAUGAAUAAGGAAAGUUGCAAAGGAGAUUUGGUAGCUAGACUGGAGGCUCCCAACUGGGCUGGUCGGCAGGCUCCUGGCUAGACUGGAAGAUAGGCUCCCCACUGGGCUUGAAGGCAGGUUCUCUUGGGUUUUCGGUUGGGCCGGUAGGCAGGCUCUCCGCUGGGCUGGAAGGCAGGCUCCCCGCUGGCCGGGCUGGAGGGCAGGCUCCCCGCUGGGCCGGUCGACAGGCUCUCUUGGGCUUCCGCUCCUUGAUUGGCCUGAUCGAUUGAGCCGACUCGAGCUCUGGGUUGCUGGGCUUGGGCCUGCUGGUCCAAGUUCGGGGCCUCGGCCGAUUAGGCUCUGGGCCUAGUCCUGUAACCCCAUCACGAGUCCCCCACUCCCUUAGUCGAGUAGUAGACUCGGCUAAGAGGGAGUAGUUCAAGUCAGCUGCCAAUUUAAAAAAUAUUCACAUACCAGGGAGCCAUAAUUGUGGAUUCUGUCAAUCCCACAAUUUAUGGAGAUUUACAAAUUUUAAAUAAGGCUCCAAAUUAAUUUCCUUCAACAUCCUAGCAUUGCAGCAGUCAGCUCUCUCCCGGAGUUCAGAAUCCAAGUCGGCCUCCCAAAUUCCUGAAAUUCAUUAUUAUUUUAUAAUUAUGUUCGGACUUUAUUUUAUUUUCCCCUUUUUUCUUUUCCGUCCUUUUUUUCUUUUCUUUCCUUUCUUUUCUUUUUUCUCUCUCCUGGAAACUGCGUGUGUCGUCCUCGCGUCUGCCUAGCGCAGCGCCACAGUCAAUGCAGUUGACCGACGUCUAGGCUGGCGGCCCCCCAUCCGGACGGACGCCCAUGUUUGCGAAGCUCUGGCAGAUUCCUGCGUCGAUCUAUAGCCAAUGUGGCGGCUCCCCAGGAUGACGAUGCCUUCCUUCGGGUGAAGCUCUGGCGGUUCCCCUAGGCGGCGACGGCUUCCAGGUGCCGGUUCCAGACGACGACGGAUUCCAGGCGGUGGAUCCAGGUGGCGACAGCUUCCAGGUGAAACAUCGGAUCUCCUCGGCUGGCAUCCUUCCACCUCUGGCGAGCAACUGGCCGGCAGACCCUUGGAAGCUCUAGGUCGGGUGGACCUCUCCAUGUAUGCAGGUGCAAGGAGUAUGAUGUCAUCUCCGGGUCGACAGGCCCAAAGCUUCCCAUCGCCAGUGAUCUCUCCCUAUCGGGCCGACCCAUCUUCCAGGCCGGAUUUGGCUUGCACCUUACUCUAUUCGGGCGAGUCUCCAGGAGUUCUCACUCACGCUUUCCCCAUUCCCGGUCGGCGGCCCCCUUAUUGGUUGGUAAUAGCAAUAGGGGGUGACAGCUCCCAAAGUCCCAAGCAGCCACGGCUCUUUGGCAGAGAGAGGCUCUCAGACUACACCACAAGAUUGGUAGUGUGCAAUCAGCCGACAGAUCUGUAAUUGGGUGACGUUAGUGGUUGUGCCUCUAUAGUUGUUGCUGGUUCGUUUCUUUCCUGAAUUCCUGAGACAAGAUUUAUUUUGUCUACAGGGUAUGUUCAUGACUUUGGAGGCAUUCCGAGUUUUGAUUGUGCCUGGGCAAAGUUCUCUCACGAGUCUGACAAGGUGAAUGACGUUGGGACAGGCAACGAGACACUUGCAUAGUUCCAUGCCUCCGCUAGGUUUUCCCACGUGCUUGAAGAAUCAUCAUGGUGAGAAAGAUAUGGCUCCAUCAAACUUGGCGACAAACCAACGGGAUGAGAACAACCAUGGACGGGAUGACAUACCAUUGUACAUGAUGGUGCUGGGUCAGUUUAGCGGUGACCUUGUUUUUUUUAGCUUGCAGCCGGCCUAUGUAAACUUUGACUCAACAUUAAGUCCUGAAUCAUACAUUUCUUUUUCUAUACUUUGCUUUCUUUCUUUUUUUCUCUUUCCUGGACUUCCAUCAUGUGUGCGUGCGCCCUGUCCUAGGCGGCUAGGUGGCUGGGUCCCCCCUGGUCGGAUGGCAUCGUCACCUCCAUGGAAGCAGGCGACUAGGCGGCAAAGCGACCGGGUGGCCGGGCGGCCGGGCGGCCAGGCGGCCAGACGGUCAUGCGGCCAGGCUGAAGUCUCUAUUCCUUGGGGUUCCGCGUUGUCUGGCGGUCGCCCCGGUGCUCUUCUUCCUCUAGGUGGCAGGGUUGUUGCCGCCAUCAUUUGCUUGGCAGUGACAGAGACCACACAAGCGUAGGGGUCCAGCGCCACUGUCCAGGGUGACGGCGCUCAGGCAGAUGGAAUCCAAGAUUAGUAGUGUAACUUCCGGGCUGACAGCCACCCGAGAGGUGGUGGGUCCAAGGUCAGAGUGCUGCUCCUCGGUGGUAGGAAGUAGGUGGGUGAUCCAAACUCUUUGGAUGACACCUUCAUCCCCGCAUGGUUGAAGUCGUUGAGACCUUUGAGGUUGAUAUCGACUGUCCUAUUGCAACUGCAUAUAUCCUUCGCCCCCACAGGAAACGGGUCAAUUCGGGCCGGCUGGGACCUUUGCAAAAGCAUAAGUGCAGCCGACACGUGUGGGCAGCAUGCUAGUGCUCCUCGAAUUAUCUUGUUUUUAGAGCCACGUAGCUCCUUAUCUUGUUACUUGAUUCUGAUAACCUUUUUAACCUAUUUGUAGGAUUUCAUGCUCUGUAGAGGUCCCCAAACGUGUGAAGAAUCAUGAGGACGAGAGAGCUCCACGGCGGGGAGCCUACCUUCCAGUUUGAACUUCAAAACAUGUAAGGCGGCAGAUGCCCCUAUCGUGGAAAUGGCAGUCAAGGCUUUCCCUCAGGAGGCUCAACAAUGCAAGUUAAUUGCGACACAGUACUUAGGCGUCAGUCGCAGGUUGACGGUGGCGUAGUACAUGGGUGACGGCCAAGAGUAGACCGUCCAUGUCAAUGACUGAGUUGACUUUCGGAUUCCAGGAGAGUUCCUUAAGCUUCCUAGCAAUCCCUUGACUAGAUCAUUGUAUUUGAUGGCGAUGGGUUCUCC